Messenger RNA from Strongyloides ratti, 1830 nucleotides. RefSeq names its product Superkiller viralicidic activity 2-like 2. Lineage: Eukaryota; Metazoa; Nematoda; Chromadorea; Rhabditida; Strongyloididae. Gene Ontology annotation, molecular function: ATP binding; RNA helicase activity; nucleic acid binding. Bases 1 to 1830 code for a protein of 609 amino acids. Gene Ontology annotation, biological process: nuclear-transcribed mRNA catabolic process, 3'-5' exonucleolytic nonsense-mediated decay. Gene Ontology annotation, cellular component: Ski complex. The transcript has 3 exons. The record is from RefSeq and is a predicted model, not a curated record.
AUGACCAUUUUAAAACAUUACCUCAAUGCUUUUUGGGGGGAUGUUGGAGGCAACGCCUCCAGGCAUAUGUAUAUAAACCUCAUCCUCACUGAGGAUGAGUUAACAGAUGUUGGAUUAAUGACAGGAGAUGUAUCCACUAAUGUUUAUGCUUCAAUUGUAAUUUUAACGGCUGAAGUAUUAAACGAAAUUAUUAUGAACGAUUCUUCAAAUUUUUCAAAUGUUGGAUAUAUAAUAAUGGAUGAGGGACAUUUUCUUGGAGACGAAUCAAGAGGCCAUGUUUGGGAGGAAAGCAUUAUUAAUAUGCCAAAAUAUGUUAAAUUAGCAAUUCUGUCUGCUACUUUACAGAACCGCUCCGAGAUUGCAAAAUGGAUUGUCUCCCUAAAUAGAAAUCCAUUGCAUGUUAUUGGUACCAAUGAGAGACCAAUAACACUUGAAUAUUGUGUUCAUUGUUCUGCAACGGGAAGAAUUAUUCAAAUAAAAGUGGGAACUGAUGAAACGGAUUCUGAAGGACUCGAAACCGCUAUGUCUGAAUGUCAAAGGAAAAAUAGAGGAAAAAAGGAACUCAUGGAACUUCUUAAGGUAUUAAAAGAUGAGAACAUGCUUCCAGCCAUAAUUUAUUGUCCAUCAAAGAAGACAUGUGAUUCAAUGGCUAAACUUAUCUCGUCAAUGUGUUUUUUGGAUACAGUAGAAAAGGAUUUAAUGAAUGACUUAUUAAGAUUAACACUGUUCUUGGAAGAUGAAGAAAUGAAAACAUUUAUGUCUGAAAUAGAAGAUUACGCUGUUUGUUUAACUAAUGGAAUCGGCGUACAUCAUGGAUCGCUUAUGAGAAUGACAAAAGAAUUUAUGGAGAAAUGCUUCAUCAACAAUGCCAUCAAAAUCAUGUUUUCUACUGAAACGUUGGCAGUUGGACUUAAUAUGCCAGCAAGAACAGUAAUAUUUUCAUCAGUCUACAAAUUUGACGGCAAUGUGAGAAGAACAUAUAAACAAAGUGAGUUUAUUCAAAUGGCUGGAAGAGCUGGAAGGAGAGGAAUUGACACUUUAGGCCAUGUAAUAUUCUCUUUAACUGAUUCAAAUCGCUGUGGAGAAAUAAUUGCAUCUUUUUUGAAACCAAUGUCUGAAAAUUUGGAGAGUAAAUAUAAAAUAGAUUACUCAAAAGUUCUUAGUUAUGCAGAAAAAAACUGCUUGGAGAAGUUUGAAAAAAAUUUUGAAAAAUCAUUCAUGAAAUUUCAAAAAAAGGAUAUAAAAAAAGAAAUCGCUAUGUAUGGAAGAAUAAAAAAAUUUCUUCAAAAAGGAAACUUUAUUGAUAAUGAAGGAAAAAUUACAAAAAAAGGAUCUUAUGCCGUAGCUGCAAGAUUCAAUGAAAAUUAUAUCGUACUUGCAGAAAUGAUGAAUAAUAAUGAAUUUAAUUUCUUAAAUAACAUGGAAAUAAUUGAAAUAUUCGCUAUGCUUCAAAAAGAUGAUGAAUUCGGCAGAGAAGAAGUUUCUAAAAGACAAAUUUUUACAAAGGACAUGGUAGAAAGAUAUUGUCAAAUAUUUUAUAAAAAUGAACGUGCUUUUAAGGUGAUUGAUGAAAAUGAAGAAUAUAAAUCACCAUUAUCCUUUAGAUAUGUAAUUGCUAUGAAAGAAAUUUAUUCUGGUAAUUCAAUUGAGGAAGUUACAAGCUCCAAUAUGUUGUAUAAAGGAGAAGUAUUGAAAAGAAUAAACUCAAUGAGACAAAUAUUUGAAAACUUUGCCAAAAAUAGAUUUUUGGAUUUCAAUUUAAGAAACAAGUUUUUUGAUAUGGUACAAAGACUUAAGGAUAUUGAAAAAAAUGACGUUUCUUCAAUUUAA